AUGCAAGAUAAUACUGAGAGAAAGCAAAUUUCAGAAGGGCUUGAAUUAAUUGUGAUCAAAGACAUAUCUCACUGAUACAUCGAGUUUUACUUACUCCCCCCUCCGUGAGUGAACAAAAAAAUUUUGUUCGCUCAUGGGGUUAUUUUUUUUCAAAAUUUAAAAAAAUCCCAUAUAAUUUUUUUCAUAAAAAAUUUUUAUAUAAACAAUAUUUUUGUUCGCACAGAGGGUGGUUUUGGCAAAAAAAUAGAGAUUUUUCCAAUGGUUUUGCUCGCUCACAGAAGGAGUUAGAAAAUCUCACUGAUUUCCUGUACAUAGUCCAAUUUAUGCUUAUAGAUCUGAGAAAUGUUUCCCCUAUCGACGAUCAGCUUACCAAGAAAGUGCAGGUCCUCCCAAAUGAGUCUCUAAAACUGUCAGAAUUGAGAAUAGAAGGGUCAUUUUCAUACAAAUACCAAUUUGUUUUCCAAAAGCUGAACAUUGAGCCUUUAAUUAAAUUUGUUGAGGUCCAUAAGGGGUUAAGAAUAAAAAUUACUCAAUAUGACCUUGAGCAUAGAAUUACGUUUGAGCUUGUCAACGAGCACGAAGGCCCGGUGCAUUUUGAGCUCAAAUUCAACCACACAAAAGGAGUUAAAACUGAAAACGGCAUGGCCCAUUUUUCCUUGGAUGCGUCAGCUAAGUCAACUUCGUUGGUUUGUGUAAUGCACUUUUCAGGUGAGUGAGGAUAUAAAUAUGAUUAUAAAUAUCGGCUGCUUCCACAUUCAAUUGACCUAAGCAGAAUUCAAGAAAAGCUAAAUAUGGACGCGAGCAGAUCUUGGAAAUUCAAACGCAUUGAUGUUGAGUCUACUAAUGACUCUCUCUUUGGAUCCCUGCCGAAGAAGAGGAAGACUCCUCAGCGCUGGAGACGAUAA
Messenger RNA from Blepharisma stoltei, 905 nucleotides. NCBI's taxonomy places the organism in Eukaryota, Ciliophora, Heterotrichea, Heterotrichida, Blepharismidae. The record is from the annotation of a GenBank genome assembly.